AUGGUCAAUGACUACCAACCCGACGAAGGACCUUGCCCUACAGACCUGGCACCCAAGGACCUGGGGCACCGUAUCCUGCCAGACAAAAUGGCAAAUAAUCUUUAUACGUCCUGGAAGGCCCUUAUACCCACAUUGGUAGAUCCCCAUCUCAAGUACUCAGCAAGAACCCAUGGGCACCCUCUUGCAGAAAUAUGUCCGGUCAUAUCUGCCUGCGCAAGCUCCAGUUGCGUACAGCAAAGAUUCUCUAUAGUCUGUCUCUUUUCGACCGUAAGCAUCCUCGUACACCACGGCCUUUUUCCAACUGCACCAUCUCAACCACGCAUGGCAGUCUCCACAGACCUCCUUGCGUUCUACCGGGCAUUAUUUGAGCGUUCGUGUGAUGCUAUCCACACGCUCGCCGCCGCCCUGAAGACCCAUUAUGCCCGCCGAGGCUUCCAGAUGACCAAUACCGCCGGCCAAGUCGUUCAAGAGCCAUUUCGGCGUGGACUCGGCCAAGCUACUGAAGCCGCGGUACAAAUAUGUCGAGAGCGUGUCUACGAGGCUCGUAACCCUCAAUGUAACGAGGAGGCUAACCUUACCUCCCUGCAUCAAGGCCAAUGUGCUGCCAUCCUAAUGCAGCGCUGUCCAGCAUGCUUUGGAGGUGUGCUAUUUGGCAGGCCACUUAGUGAAGGCGGAGAUAUACACGUGGCAACUGAUGGUAACUUCCAUCAUCGUCAUCGACGAUCCGCAGGCGACUGCCCGCGCUUCUACGAACCCUUGUAUUUCCUUCCGAAGACCCAGGUUGAUGACAUUCGCACUUCUGUAGUCCCGGAUGAAGCAAUUGAUCAGUGCGAGCAUUCAUACGAAGCCACAGAUGGUAAGAAGCAGAAGGCCGCCAUGGAAUCGUUUGAUGAUUCGGGCAUCAUGGCCAUUAUUUGUCGUCACGACAUCCCUCUCUUCUUUGCCAAUAUCGAUUCGCCUGGCGAGCAGCAAAAGUAUGCAGUAUCCCUCAUCGAGCACCUAUUUUCCCUCUUACCACAGGAAGCUACCAUCGUCAUGCUCUACGACGUCGGCUGCGUCCUCUCACGCUCAUUAUCUCAGUAUGAUAUUCUUCCCGAGCCUGUGACCUCGCGGCUUCGAUUCGCGAUGACAGCCAUGCACGCAUAUGGCCACGAGUGGGCCUGUCAACUGGAGUAUAACCCUCGGAUGUGCAGUGGCCUUGGUCUGUCUGAUGGCGAGGGUACUGAGAGGCUCUGGUCGAGGUUUGUCAAGCUGAUCGGAAUUCAACGGUCAUCGUCUCGACAGAGGCGUCUUUGGUUGAUAGACCGCCAGGCCGUUGCCAUCGGACUGGAGAUGCGAACAGAUCUGGGUGAAUGGAUCAAGCGGUGGCUCAAACGUGGUGUCAAUGCCCAGGGUGCAGCGGCUAAAGAUGUCCUGAAUAAGUGCGGUGUCGAAAUCGAAGAUCUUGAGGAUCAAUGGGCGGAUCAAAAAAGGUCACAACUCUCCAUUCGUGCCCAUGCUCCAGCACGCCUGAAGAAGGAGCUCGACGUUGUGCUUACUCUCCAAGCUGACCUCGAUGCUUCUGAUAGGGCCUUGCAAGCCAUGCGCACUGUGGUAGAGAAGGGCUUGGUUACCGAGGAGACACUAGAUGCACUAGAGAGCCUCAAGCGCAGCCAUGACCAUUUGAUGAACAAGGUUGAAUUAUUGUAUGCCUCACUUAACGUCCACGACAGAUUUCCUGAACUCCAAGGUGUCGACUUAGACUUCGUUCGAACUCUUCUCAUGGCUUGUGACCUCAAAAUAAACAUCUGCAAGCGAGCCAUAGGGAGCUUUUUUGAGUGGGAUAAACUCAACCGCGCGGUUGGCGGUGCAAAUCAGGCCCUUGGCACGAAGCUCCAUCAGCAGACUCGCAAAGCCAUCGCAAAGCGCCAACCAGCUUUGAUGACUGCGAUCCGCAAGUAUAAUGGCUACUGCAAGCGUCUUGAGGGCCUCUAUGACCCAUCUUGGGGUGUCCCGCUCCCCGCUCCUCUUCCUACCAAACUCGCUGACCUUCGAAAUGAUCCGACGUUGAUGGAGGACGUUUGGAUCACCCCAUCCGUAGGAGAUGUCCCCCGUUGGAUGGAAGACACCGAUGAACAGCGCCGUCUUGGGUUCGAAGCCGACAAUCUCUGUCGAUGGUUUAGAGACGAGUUGGCUGCGCUAGAGGUUGCCCUACGUUCUCCCGCAAAUCGCACAUUUUUAUUUCCGCUGCAGCAAUGGCGGGAUCACGUCCUCCAACUUCAAACUAAAUGGGUCACCCCGCUAGCGUCUUCUAUCCGCUUCAUCAGCAAUGUCACAGUGGCGACUAAUCUCGCGAUCACUCUUUGUGAGGGACUAUCAGAAGAUGGUAUCUACAGGCUCGUACCAACCUCAUUGGCGCUCGAUGAACCCUCCCCCGAGGAUGACACAGACAAAGAUAUUGUGCCUGCAUUCAAAGAAGCCGUUGAAGAAGCGGUGCUUAUGGAUGUUUUACCCCAUGGUACCAUUAGUGAUGACGAGGAUGAUGAAGUCAUACCAGAACCCGAAUUCACGAUAAGCUGGGAACUGCCAGAGAAUCUUCGGAAAGACACAUUCAAAGUUCCUCGCCGAGAGGAUCUCGUCAUAGUACCAUCCUCAAGUGCCCCCCCGACUCAGGUGCGACCAGCGCAGGAUGGUUUUCCCUGUCAACUGUUCGACGCAAGGGAUCAGUCCUUCCUGGCACAGCCCACUGCCCGCCUCAACGAUACGUGUAUCAAUGGUUGUGCGGCAUUGUUAUACUCUGAGAUACUGGCAACUUCACAAAUGCGGCCUUGUGCCAUUUUUUCGACACACGACCUCCCGCGUAUCCGAUACAAUGCGUCGGAUGAGAUACUAUGGCGGAAUACUGCGUGGACGUCCUUUUGGGACAAAGAUGUAUGGAUAUUACCUAUUCACCGUCCCUCACCAGUCGGACACUGGGUACUCUGCGCAAUAUAUAUCCCAACAAAAGAGCUCCACCUCUUCGACAGCUUGGCUGAACGACGGCCGUGGAAAAAUGAUGUGAAGGACAUUAUGAAUCUUAUUGCGCGUUUAUCAUCCAUCGCCCAGCAACGCCGUGGCUCACACCCUGUCGAUCUUACAGGCUGGGUAGCCUGCCCGCUAACAGUCCAUCCUCUACAAACUAACAGCUACGACUGUGGGCUCUGGGUCCUAGCGGCACUUGCGGCCGUCCUGAGGGGGGCUCACACACCAGGUAUAUACGAGAAGGACAUGAUAUCAUUUAGACACUAUGUACGUACACUUGUAGUAAGGAUACCUGCUCCAUGA
Messenger RNA from Suillus bovinus, 3303 nucleotides. RefSeq lists its product as uncharacterized. Gene Ontology annotation, molecular function: cysteine-type peptidase activity. Lineage: Eukaryota; Fungi; Basidiomycota; Agaricomycetes; Boletales; Suillaceae. Gene Ontology annotation, biological process: proteolysis. The record is from RefSeq and is a predicted model, not a curated record. The coding region runs from base 1 to 3303 and encodes 1100 amino acids. The transcript is spliced from 14 exons.